Molecule: messenger RNA, 1833 nt
Organism: Aspergillus niger
Lineage: Eukaryota; Fungi; Ascomycota; Eurotiomycetes; Eurotiales; Aspergillaceae
Exons: 4
Coding region: 1-1833 (610 amino acids)
Molecular function (GO): oxidoreductase activity; FAD binding
Source: RefSeq, a predicted model, not a curated record
AUGAGGAGAGCCUUGCCAUGGCAAUCUACUACUAGUAGUAGUAGCAACACAGGAAGGACCUUCCGACCCAGAAGGGCCGUUCCCCGAUACGCUCAGUGCUUUGGAGUAUCGCCCGUCGUGAGAGCCAGUUCGCAAUGUCGGUGUCAACCUGGUGACGCAUGCUGGCCUUCCAGGGAUGGUUGGAAACACUUGAAUGAAUCCAUCAGUGGUCAUUUAGUUCGAGUCUACCCCAUCGGCCAUGUAUGCCAUGAGCCCUUCUUCGACCAAGCCUCCUGCAAUCAGCUUGUUCACUUGCAGUAUGACUCUAAUUGGCGCGCAGAGCAACCAGGAGCUCUGCAGAGCUUCAACUGGGAGAACUGGCCCCGGGAAAACGAGAAUUGUACUAUUGAGGCGAAUCCAAGCUCGGUGUGCGGGCAAGGUCGCAUACCGUUAUACUCUGCAGUGAUCCAGUCAGUCGAUGAGAUCUGCGCAGUGGUCAAAUUUGCCAAGCAAAGGAAUAUUCGAUUGGUCAUCAAGAAUACAGGUCAUGACUCAACUGGUCGCUCCGGUGCUCCCCAUUCUCUCCAAAUCCUCACGAAUCGUCUGAAAGACAUAACCUUCCAUGAUGACUUCGUGCCUUCCCAAGGGGAUUUGGGAAUGGAUAACCCCAACGCCAGUGGGGUGCCUGCGGUGACGAUAGGGGCCGGAGUCAUGGUAGGUGAGCUUUAUGCCGCCGCUGCUGCUCGAGGGCUUAUUGUGGUAGCCGGAGAAUGUUCCACAGUCGGGGUUGCCGGAGGAUAUCUCCAGGGAGGUGGAGUGUCAACAGUUCUUAGUCCAAUGUAUGGACUGGCGGUCGAUCAUGUUCUGGAACUGGAGGUUGUGACCGCACAGGGCGAGAUAGUCACUGCGAAUGGAUACCAACAUGACGAUUUGUUCUGGGCCCUCCGGGGAGGCGGAGGAGGCACUUAUGGUGUUGUCACCAAGGCCACGAUGCGAGCAUUUCCAGAUAUUCCAGCGGUUAUCCCGACCGUUCACUUCAUCUAUCCACGAGCAAAUGAUGUCUUCUGGCAAGCAGUAGCGCAGGUUGUGCGACUCACGCAAUCCAUGUCGGUUAACGGAAAUUCGGGACAGUACAUAGUAGGUCAUCUGCCAAAUUACCAUUGGUAUGUGAAUUGGACAAUGUUUGUCUGGGACGACACCGAAUCAGAAUUGGUUGAGGAACAGAUUCCGCCCUUUCUGAGGUUUCUUGACUGGUUUGGUAUCGAGUAUCAAUAUGAGUUGGCCGAGUACUCCAAGAUCAGCGCAUUCCUCACCAUUCCCAAACAGGUGGACAUUGGCGGGAUCGGAUACCUGCAAAGCAGCGUAGUGAUAUCCGAAUCAUUCAUGAAUAGCACCGCCGGCGCUUCAAGACUGACAGCAUCCUUUUCCAAGUUGAUGUUGGACCCUGGGGCACUGAUCACGGUCAAUGUGCUAGGGGGGCAGAUUAACCUCAACGCCAAGGACGAGGACGCAUCUGUCAAUCCGCUGUGGCGGUCAUCGUCCCUCCUUGUAGUCCUGAUGCAAUCAUUCCCGCCCACACCCGAAGCUCAAUCAGCCGCACAUCAAACGCUGUCCCAGACCAAUACACCCAUUCUCGCCUCCAUCGAUCCCGAGGGAGGUGGUGUCUACUUCAACGAGGCAGACCCCGAUCAGAGUGACUUCCAGAAUGCUUUCUGGGGUCAUCAUUAUGGCCGAUUGCGUCGAAUCAAGAGCCGAUGGGAUCCGGCCGGGCUGUUCGUGGUGCGGAAUGGAGUCGGUAGCGAGGACUGGGAUGUUGAGAGUAUGUGUAGAAAGGAGACAAUGGUACCGGCCUAG